CCUCCACAGGCUGGGCCAAGCCAGCAUGGUGGACCACUUGCUUCCAGUGGACGAGACCUUCUCGUCACCAAAAUGCCCAGUGGGGUAUCUGGGUGAUAGGCUGGCCAGCCGGCGGCCAUACCACAUGUUACCCUCUCCCAUCUCUGAGGAUGACAGCGAUGCCUCCAGUCCCUGCUCUUGUGCCAGCCCUGACUCGCAAGCCUUCUGUUCCUGCUACAGCGCAGGUCCAGGCCCUGAGGCCCAGGACAGCAUCUUGGAUUUCCUCCUGUCCCAGGCCACACUGGGCAGUGGAGGUGGCAGUGGAGGUGUCGGAGAUAGCAGUGGCCCUGUGACCUGGGGAUCGUGGAGGAGAGCCUCUGUGCCUGUGAAGGGGGAACAUUUCUGCUUCCCUGAAUUCCUGUCAGGGGACCCUGAUGAUGUCUCCAGGCCCUUCCAGCCUACCCUGGAAGAGAUUGAAGAAUUCUUGGAAGAGAACAUGGAGGCUGAGGUUAAGGAGACUCCAGAGAGCAGCAGCAGGGACUUGGAGGCCUGUGGCCAGCUCUCAGCUGGCUCACAUCGGAGCCACCUCCAUCCAGAGUCUGAUGAGAGAGAGCGCUGUACCCCACCACCAGGUGGCACCAGUGGGGGUGCCCAAAGUGCUGGUGAGGGGCCAGCACGUGAUGGCCCCAUGCCGGUGCUGCUGCAGAUCCAGCCUGUUGCUGUGAAGCAGGAAGCAGGUGCAGGGCCAGCCUCCCCAGGGCAGGCUCCAGAGAGCGUCAAGGUCACCCAGCUCCUGGUCAACAUCCAGGGGCAGACCUUUGCACUCCUGCCUCAAGUGGUACCAUCCUCCAACUUGAACCUGCCCUCCAAGUUUGUGCGCAUCGCGCCUGUGCCCAUUGCCGCCAAACCUAUUGGUUCGGGAUCCUUAGGGCCCGGCCCUGCUGGUCUCCUUGUGGGCCAGAAGUUCCCCAAGAACCCAGCAGCUGAACUUCUCAAAAUGCACAAAUGCACUUUCCCUGGCUGCAGCAAGAUGUACACCAAGAGCAGCCACCUCAAGGCCCACCUGCGCCGGCAUACAGGCGAGAAGCCCUUUGCCUGCACCUGGCCGGGCUGCGGCUGGAGGUUUUCCCGCUCAGAUGAGUUGUCACGGCACCGGCGAUCUCACUCGGGUGUGAAGCCGUACCAGUGUCCCGUGUGUGAGAAGAAGUUCGCUCGGAGUGACCACCUCUCCAAACACAUCAAGGUGCAUCGCUUCCCACGGAGCAGCCGUGCAGUACGCGCCAUCAACUGAGUGCAGUGGCCACCCUGUGCU
Molecule: messenger RNA, 1291 nt
Organism: Cricetulus griseus (Chinese hamster)
Lineage: Eukaryota; Metazoa; Chordata; Mammalia; Rodentia; Cricetidae
Source: RefSeq, a predicted model, not a curated record